This is a messenger RNA of Mercurialis annua (annual mercury), 862 nucleotides long. RefSeq names its product 40S ribosomal protein S9-2-like. Gene Ontology annotation, cellular component: cytosolic small ribosomal subunit. Bases 81 to 674 code for a protein of 197 amino acids. The record is from RefSeq and is a predicted model, not a curated record. Gene Ontology annotation, molecular function: rRNA binding; structural constituent of ribosome. The transcript has 3 exons. Gene Ontology annotation, biological process: positive regulation of translational fidelity; translation. NCBI's taxonomy places the organism in Eukaryota, Viridiplantae, Streptophyta, Magnoliopsida, Malpighiales, Euphorbiaceae.
AAUAGCUUAUUAUGGUUCACUUUAGCUUCUUCUUUGAUUCGUCCUACUCCAGUCUGGUGUUGGAAGCAGAGGAGUGAGCCAUGGUGCACGUCAAUUUCUAUCGAAAUUAUGGAAAAACUUUUAAGAAGCCACGUCGUCCAUAUGAGAAGGAGCGUUUAGAUGCAGAGUUGAAACUUGUUGGAGAGUACGGGCUUCGAUGUAAGAGGGAGUUGUGGAGGGUUCAGUAUGCUCUCAGUCGUAUCCGUAAGGCGGCAAGAAUGCUUCUCACUCUUGAUGAGAAAAAUCCCCGACGUAUUUUUGAAGGCGAAGCCCUUCUUCGUAGAAUGAACAGAUAUGGUCUUUUGGAUGAGAGUCAGAACAAGCUUGAUUAUGUCCUUGCUCUGACGGUAGAGAACUUUCUUGAGCGCCGGCUUCAAACCCUCGUGUUUAAGUCUGGAAUGGCUAAAUCUAUUCACCAUGCUCGUGUGCUCAUAAGGCAAAAGCAUAUCAGGGUUGGGAGGCAAGUUGUGAACAUAGCAUCUUUCAUGGUGAGGGUUGACUCUCAAAAACACAUUGAUUUCUCCCUCACAAGUCCAUUCGGAGGUGGCCGCCCCGGAAGAGUGAAGCGAAAGAACCAAAAGGCCGCAAACAAAAAGAGUAGUGGUGGAGAUGGAGAUGAAGAGGACGAGGAGUAAGCAUUAGGGUCGGACCAACAGUAGGAAUAACUGAAUUUUUACUUCUCUGGUGCUUUUCUUUUUCAUUAAAUUUUCACAAAUGACUUGCAUUUUUGAAAUUUAAAGUUCUCAUGGAGUUUGGUAUACCUAUUUUAUUUUUUCAUGUUUGGUUUAUUAUUAAAUGAGAGAUUAUUUAGCAGUUUUAGAAA